This is a messenger RNA of Sesamum indicum (sesame), 4530 nucleotides long. NCBI's taxonomy places the organism in Eukaryota, Viridiplantae, Streptophyta, Magnoliopsida, Lamiales, Pedaliaceae. The record is from RefSeq and is a predicted model, not a curated record.
CAACCCCCUUACUAAUCUCUUCCCUCCCGCCACCACGCUGGGAUCCCCAUCCCGCUUAAAGUACCCAAAACACCCCUGCACAAUCGAUUAAUUAUCUAAUCAUUACACCCAAUGCAUAGCCCAGUAUAUAAUAGUAACUAUAAUGUCAUCAAUUUCCAAUCACACCACUGUCGCUUGUCGUUUCUCUCUCUGCCUCUCUUCAUCACUGCACUCAAGCCCCCCAGAACAGCUAGAGAGAGAAAAUACACUGACACCGUCUCUAAGCGUUUCUACACUAGUAAUAGUUUCAGAACUAGGGCCAUGCCGUCUGGCGAGGACAAUGGAGCUUUGCGUAAUUUCAAGCUGAACGAAUCGACGUUUUUAGCUUCACUCAUGCCGAAGAAAGAGAUCGCUGCCGACCGGUUCGUUGAGGCGCACCCCGAGUACGACGGCCGCGGCGUUGUUAUUGCCAUUUUCGAUUCUGGUGUGGACCCGGCAGCUGCGGGACUGAAAGUGACUUCAGAAGGAAAGCCGAAAAUUUUAGAUGUUAUUGAUUGUACUGGAAGUGGAGAUAUUGAUACAUCAACCAUUGUGAAGGCAGAUGAUAAGGGGUGCAUCCGUGGGACUUCUGGGAAUUCUUUGGUUGUAAAUUCGUCAUGGAAAAAUCCAUUAGGAGAAUGGCAUGUCGGAUGUAAAUUGGUUUAUGAGCUUUUCACGAAUACUCUGACAGAUAGGUUGAAGAAAGAGAGAAAGAAAAAGUGGGAUGAAAAAAAUCAGGAAGCAAUAGCUGAAGCUGUAAAGCAACUUGAUGAAUUUGACAAGAAACACACAAAGGUUGAUGACACAAUCUUGAAAAGGAAACGAGAAGAUCUCCAAAGUAGAGUUGACUUUCUGCGCAAGCAGGCUGAGAGCUAUGAUGAUAAAGGACCUAUUAUAGAUGCUGUUGUAUGGAAUGAUGGAGAAGUUUGGAGAGCUGCUCUCGACACGCAGGGUCUUGAGGAUGAAUCAGGAUGUGGGAAGCUUGCUGACUUUGUUCCUCUUACUAAUUAUAGGAUUGAACGGAAGUAUGGCAUCUUUAGCAAAUUAGAUGCUUGUACAGUUGUCCUUAAUAUAUACAAUGAAGGCAAUGUUUUGAGUAUUGUCACCGACAGUUCUCCUCAUGGUACUCACGUUGCUGGUAUUACGUCUGCUUACCAUCCAAAGGAACCUCUGUUAAACGGAGUUGCCCCAGGAGCUCAGUUGAUCUCAUGCAAAAUUGGAGACUCACGGUUAGGUUCAAUGGAAACAGGAACAGGUUUGGUUCGAGCACUGAUUGCGGCUGUGGAGCACAAGUGCGAUCUUAUAAACAUGAGUUAUGGGGAACCCACUUUACUUCCGGAUUAUGGUCGCUUUGUUGACCUAGUAAAUGAGGUAGUCAACAAGCAUCGGCUGAUAUUCAUCAGUAGCGCGGGUAAUAAUGGACCAGCAUUGAGCACUGUGGGUGCACCAGGUGGUACAACAUCAAGUAUAAUAGGAGUUGGAGCAUAUGUUUCUCCUGCAAUGGCUGCAGGAGCCCACAACUUAGUUGAAGCUCCUCCGGAAGGUCUUGAAUAUACAUGGUCUAGUCGCGGACCAACUGUUGAUGGGGAUCUUGGAGUCUGUAUAAGUGCCGCUGGUGGUGCCAUGGCUCCUGUUCCUACAUGGACCCUUCAACAUCGCAUGUUUAUGAAUGGAACAUCAAUGUCAUCUCCAUGUGCUUGUGGAGGGGUUGCGCUGCUUAUCAGUGCCAUGAAGGCUGAAGGUGUUCCUGUGAGUCCUUAUAGUGUACGGGAGGCACUUGAGAAUACAUCUAUUCCUGUGGGUGAUUCUCCUGAAGAUAAAUUAUCUGCUGGACAGGGGUUGAUGCAAGUUGACAAGGCCUAUGAUUACAUUCAGAAGUCGCGUGACAUCCCAUCUGUUCGGUAUCAAAUAAAGAUCACUCAAUCUGGAAAGUCAACACCUACAUCAAGAGGCAUCUACCUAAGGGAGGCUGAUUCAUGUCAAAGGUCGACUGAGUGGACAGUGAAAGUGGAACCAAAGUUCCAUGACGAUGCAAGCAACUUAGAUGAGCUUGUUCCUUUUGAAGAAUGUGUAAAGUUACAAUCUUCUGGAGAGGCAGUGGUGAGGGCGCCGGAGUAUCUCCUCCUAACUCAUAACGGUCGUGAGUUCAACAUAAUUGUGGAUCCUACCACUCUUAAUGAUGGUUUACACUAUUACGAAGUUUAUGCAUUAGACUGUAGAUCUCCAUGGCGUGGUCCUCUCUUCAGAAUUCCUAUCACCAUCACAAAGCCUCAAGCUGUGAAAAAUCGACCUCCAAUUAUUGUAUUCCAAGGAUUGUCAUUUGUACCAGGCCACAUUGAACGCAAAUUUGUUGAGGUACCAAUUGGUGCCACCUGGGUUGAGGUAACUGUGAAAACAUCUGGUUUCACUACAGCUCGAAGAUUUUUCAUAGACUCUGUUCAGAUCUCUCCACUGCAAAGACCCAUUAAAUGGGAAACCGUGGCCACAUUUUCUUCUCCUUCUUCCAAAAGUUUUGCCUUUGCCGUUGAGGGAGGCAGAACUAUGGAACUAGCAAUUGCCCAGUUUUGGUCAAGUGGCGUAGGAAGCCAUCAUACAACCAGUGUGGAUUUCGAGAUUGCAUUUCAUGGCAUCGACAUCAACAAAGAGGAAAUCAUUCUGGAUGGGAGUGAAGCACCAGUACGGAUUGAUGCUGAGGCUCUUCUUUCAUUGGAGAAUCUUGCCCCAGCAGCUGUGCUAAAUAAGGUAAGAAUCCCAUAUCGUCCUGUUGAUGCUAAACUGAGCACACUUCCGGCGGAGCGUGACAAACUGCCCUCAGGCAAACAGAUACUGGCACUCUUGCUAACUUACAAGUUGAAAUUUGAAGAAGGUGCUGAGAUAAAGCCUCAUAUUCCCUUGCUAAACAAUCGCAUAUAUGACAAUAAAUUUGAGUCUCAGUUUUACAUGAUAUCAGAUACAAACAAGCAUGUAUAUGCAAUGGGCGAUGUUUAUCCAGAUACUGCCAAGCUUCCCAAGGGUGAAUACACUUUACAGCUCUACUUAAGGCAUGACAAUGUGCAGUAUUUGGAGAAGAUGAAGCAGUUGGUGCUAUUCAUUGAGAAAAACUUGGACGAGAAGGAUGUGAUUCGAUUGAGCUUUUAUGCACAACCUGAUGGCCCAGUGACGGGUAACAGCAGCUUUACUUCUUCAGUUUUGGUUCCAGGGUAUGCUUUUGUUAUAUUUUUCUAUGCUUCCAUUAUCUUCUUAUCAAUCAGAUCUUAUAAAUACUUAUUGAGUUGCAACAUAUUUACUGAUGAUAGAGCAAAGGAAGCAUUUUAUGUGGGCCCUCCUGCAAAGGACAAGCUACCCAAGGGUAUUUCUGCAGGAUCUGUAUUGAUUGGGGCAAUUUCAUAUGGAAAGGUUGCUUUUGGCGUUAAUAAUGAGGGGAAAAAUCCAGAAAAGAACCCUGUAUCUUAUUGCAUAUCAUAUAUAGUUCCGCCAGUACAGUUUGACGAGGACAAAGGUAAAGGCUCUUCUUCAAGUUGCACCAAAAGUGUGGAAGAACAGUUAGAGGAAGAGGUCCGCGAUGCGAAAAUAAGGGUUCUUUCCAGCCUAAAGCAAAGCACAGAUGAGGAACGUUCAGAUUGGAAAAAGUUAUCAAUCUCGCUCAAGUCAGAGUACCCGAAAUAUACUCCAUUGCUUGCUAAAAUAUUGGAAGCCUUAAUAUCCCAGAACAAUGUUGAAGACAAAAUUCAUCACUAUGAAGAGAUUAUUGGUGCCGCAGAUGAGGUUAUAGGAAGUAUUGAUACAGAUGAGUUGGCAAAAUAUUUUUCCCUCAAAAGUGAUCCUGAAGAUGAGGGAGCAGAAAAAUUGAAGAAGAAAAUGGAGACAACACGUGACCAAUUGGCAGAGGCUUUAUAUCAGAAAGGAUUGGCUCUAGCAGAGAUUGAAUCAAUAAAGCAGGGCGAGAAGGUUGUGGAUAAGGAGGAUGCUAAAGCCGCAUCAGAUUCUAGUGUCAAGCCAGAUCUAUUUGAAGAGAACUUCAAAGAACUCAGGAAGUGGGUGGAUGUGAAAUCCUCCAGAUAUGGAACCCUCUUUGUUAUACGUGAGAGACGUCAAGGGCGGCUUGGAACUGCACUAAAGGUGCUAAGUGACAUGAUCCAAGAGGAUGGCCAACCUCCCAAGAAGAAGUUUUAUGAUCUGAGACUUUCACUGCUGGAGCAGAUUGGGUGGCAUCAUCUCGUGUCCUACGAGAAACAAUGGAUGCAUGUGCGCUUCCCUGCCAGUCUCCCUCUUUUCUAAGCUUUUGCUUCACCAUACAAACUCUGCACUAUGUAUGCAAUGCAUGCUUCCCAUUGCAAUUUUCGUGAGAAAUAAUGAUCAUCCCUGAUGAGGAGGAAUAAGUGAAAUAAAACAUUUGGAAUAAUAAAUCUUUCAGUUUCUUAGCAUGUUACCAGAGUAGUGGUUUAAUCGUAAACAAGGUUGUCUCCUCAGAUGUUAUUGCUUACAUAAUUAACUUCAUAUCCUGUUCUUGUA